This is a messenger RNA of Bathycoccus prasinos, 1113 nucleotides long. RefSeq lists its product with no specific name. The record is from RefSeq and is a predicted model, not a curated record. NCBI's taxonomy places the organism in Eukaryota, Viridiplantae, Chlorophyta, Mamiellophyceae, Mamiellales, Bathycoccaceae. The coding region runs from base 1 to 1113 and encodes 370 amino acids. The transcript has a single exon.
AUGACGAUGACUGUCGCCAACGGCGGCGAGGAAAAGCAGGAACACGAGGUCAAGAAAGAACCCGAGGAGAAAGACCAAGCGAUGAUGCAGGUGGACCCUCCUCCUCCUGCGGCACCGGCUCCCGCAGUAGAAGUUGCAAAUGCAACGCCUCCACUCGCUCCUCCUGUACCCCAACAACAACAACAACAACAACAACAACUCCCUCAAAGAAAGAUGAUUCCAAACCCACAGGACGUGAAUAAAGCGGCGUCUAUUGCCUCGGAAAGAGCUCUGAUAGACGCCAAGAAAGCCAUCUCUGUGCGUUUAAAGUUUAAAAGCAAAGAAGGAGGAAAAGGAGAUAAAAAGAAAGACGAUUUCUUUCGGACGGCCAAGGACGUGCUCGAAACGUUGAUGCCGUUUCACGCGUUCGCCGACCAGAGAGGUUUGUUUCAGUUUGACCCUUCUUUUCCUUCUUCUUUGAUGGUCGACGACGACGAAGACAAUAAAAACAAGAACGCGAGGAGGAAGAAGUUGCGACUGUUGCGCGAGGCUGUCGGGAUGUUAAUAGCCGAGAAGGAAGGAUUCAGCACAAAAGAAGAGGAAGAAAAAGAAAAAGAGGAAGACAAAAAGGAAGAAGGAGAGGAGAGGAAAGCGAGUGAGAACAACGAAAACGAACAGAAAGUAAAGAGAAGACGACUGAAUGAAGCUUACGCUUUGCUCACGGAAGAGAACGUUUUACGUAGCGGGUUUGCGUUUCGUAUGAAUAGAGUUGAUGACGGUUUGCUUAAAGAGCUUCGAACACUACACAAAGGACUCGAAGUGUGCGAACAAAGUUGCGCGCGGUUGCAAAGACACUCAGACGAAGAUUCAACGUCGGCGAACGUUUUAUCCAAAGCCGAAGAGUUCUUAAUAGAACGUCUCGUAUCCGAGGAAACUCGAAUUGUUCUCGAUGCUAAAUCGAGCGAGCUCCGUAAAAUAGCUCAAGAAGAGCGGCAAAAGAUGGCCGAUGUGCGCAAAGCCGAAACGGCAUUUGCGCUCGCAUCAAAAGCUGCCGCUGCUGCGCAGCAACAACAACAAAUACAAUUGCGCUUUCAACAACAACAACAACAAAUACAACAACAGCAAACGAAUUAG